Ruditapes philippinarum (Manila clam) is the source of this 2329-nucleotide messenger RNA. RefSeq names its product cell division control protein 6 homolog. The transcript has 12 exons. Gene Ontology annotation, biological process: cell division; DNA replication initiation; mitotic DNA replication checkpoint signaling. Gene Ontology annotation, molecular function: ATP binding; DNA replication origin binding; ATP hydrolysis activity. Gene Ontology annotation, cellular component: nucleus. The record is from RefSeq and is a predicted model, not a curated record. NCBI's taxonomy places the organism in Eukaryota, Metazoa, Mollusca, Bivalvia, Venerida, Veneridae. Bases 110 to 2056 code for a protein of 648 amino acids.
UUUAAUUUAUCCAAUCACAGUCUGGCAAGCUGUUGAUUCGCGCCAACUUUGAUAAACAGCGGUAAAAGAAGCACAAAGAAGUCAAAAGCAAAUAAUUUUCAGAUUCAGAAUGUCAGCGCAAGUGCAACGGAAACUUGAAUUUCAAGUUAGGAAGUCAACUAGAUCCCAGACACAAAAAUCUUUAGAAUCAACAAAAUCCACACCAAUAGUUUCUACUGGCCAGAAAAAUACACCAAGAUCAACUCGCCGCUCCGCCAGAAAUAAACAAGCAGAUGAUGAAAAUUUAACACCUGUUGUCAGGAAAGAUUUGCAAGCAUCACCGCGUAAAAGAUUGAGUGAUGAUAGUGAUGAAGAUAAUGUCCCACAAAACGGCACACCUAGUCCAAGUAAAAAAAAGAAAGAGAACCAGCCUGUGGCACAGCGUAGAGAUGAGACACCCAUCCGUACCAGUCUGGCCAUGAAACUUGCAGCAGCUAAAAUAUCAGAUGAAAGCAAGAAGCCAGUUAAGGAAACAGUCAUAACAGAGGUCUCACCUCCUAGGUGUCCAUUGUCACCUAUUAAAGUGACCAGUCUACAGAAUCACCUGCUCUCGUCACCCGUAAAAUCACCAUUGAAACUUACAACUCCUCUAGAGAGAACAGUAUCACCUCUAAAGUUAAAUUUGCAGCAACGACUUGCUCCGUCAUCUCCUGUCAAAUCACCAAGGAAACAAGAAUUUGAUGAAAAAGCUCUGUUAGCAUCACCUGUUAAAUCACCAUGGAAACUAAAUAUGCUUCAAAGAACGGAUAUGACUUCUCCAAAAAAAUCACCACGGAAACUGAACUUCCUUCAUAGGGCUGAACUUUCAUCACCUGUUAAAUCACCGAGAAAGGCAAAAGCUGAAAGCCCAACAAAAAGAUCCCCUAUUAAGUCUCCAAGUUUAAAGCUGGGAAAACUUGACUGUGCUGCCUACCACAAAGCCAAGCAGAUGUUUCACACGGCAAAACCAGAAAGACUGGUUGGUAGGGACAAAGAGAUUGGGGAGGUGCGAGCGUUUAUGAAAGGUCACAUGACCAGGAAAACUGCGGGAAGUUUGUAUAUUUCUGGAGCGCCCGGCACGGGGAAAACUGCCGUGUUGACAAGUAUUAUAGAUGAGAUGAGGGCUCACCACAGUUGUAAGACGGUGUAUUUAAACUGUAUGCCCACUAAAAACCCUCGGGGAAUUCUUGUGUUAGAUGAGAUAGAUCAGCUAGACAGUAAGAAUCAGGAGAUCCUGUACACUAUAUUUGAAUGGCCGUCCCUGAAGAAAUCCAGACUUAUACUUGUUGGUAUUGCUAAUGCCCUAGAUCUGACAGAUCGAGUGUUACCCAGACUUCAAGCACGACCUAACUGUAAACCUAAACUCCUGAAUUUUGCACCAUACACGAAAGAUCAGAUAGCCACAAUACUGAAAGAUAGGAUUAAAGAUUUAGAGAACGAAGGAUCAGCUGUUAUGGAUGGAACGGCCAUACAGUUUUGCGCACGUAAGAUAUCAGCGGUCGCUGGUGAUAUGAGAAAGGCUCUAGACGUAUGCAGACGAGCAGUGGAGCUGGUAGAGACAGAUGUCAAAAGUCAGCGAGUGUUGAAAUCUUCAGAUUCAACUAUGAGCAGCCCUUCCAAAUGUUCACCAAAAGUGCCAAAGAAGAUCGGUGUGCUACAUAUAAACAACGUGUUAUCUGACAUCUAUGGUAGCGGGUCGGCCGCCCAGCAACAAGAGACCAUACCUCUACAACAAAAACUCAUAGUCUGUAGUCUGUUGUUGAUGUUAAAACAAGGAAAGAUGAAAGAAGUGCCUGCUGGGAAAUUGCAUGAAAUAUACUGUAAAAUAUGCAAGAACCGUCAGAUGGCAGCCAUUGAUCAGACAGAGUUUCAGGGUGUUAUAACUUUACUAGAGUCUCGUGGAAUGAUUGGUAUCAAAAAAGCCAAGGAGACCAGACUGAAUAAGGUGACAUUGAAACUUGAUGAGAGAGAAUUGGAGCAUACCAUGCAGGAUAAAGUUCUGGUAUCAACCAUUCUGAAAGAAGGUUUGCCAAAAUGAUGAUGCUGAUUUCAGUUUGAACAAAGUUUGUGUUCUUGUUUUUAAAGCACAGUCUGGUGUGGGACUAAACUGCAGAACAAUUGAGAUACAGUCUACAGUUUUAAUUUUUUAACACAGUCUGGACCACCAGAUGUGUUUGGACCACCUGUGUUUGUAUCUUCUCGACUGAGAUACAGUCUGCAAAAAAAAAAAAAAUAUUCAAGAUCAGGUCCCAAAUUGUAAUGUUGGUAGACUUGGGCCAGUUUUUAUUAACAAGAACUUGCUUGUUAAAAA